Asterias rubens (European starfish) is the source of this 4574-nucleotide messenger RNA. RefSeq names its product E3 ubiquitin-protein ligase TRIM33-like. NCBI's taxonomy places the organism in Eukaryota, Metazoa, Echinodermata, Asteroidea, Forcipulatida, Asteriidae. The record is from RefSeq and is a predicted model, not a curated record. Gene Ontology annotation, molecular function: zinc ion binding; ubiquitin-protein transferase activity. Bases 467 to 2488 code for a protein of 673 amino acids. Gene Ontology annotation, cellular component: nucleoplasm; chromatin. Gene Ontology annotation, biological process: positive regulation of DNA-templated transcription. The transcript has 2 exons.
UGUCUUUACCAUAGAGUUCUCAUGGACUAGGUCAGUUAUAUAUUAACGCAUUCACAUUUUUCAUGAUGAACUUCUGACAUUAUGUACAUCAGGCACCAUCUACAUCCAUGUAGUGUGUAUAUGUACUCUGCUGUAUGUUACGUGUACAAUGGACAUGUUCAAUUCUUGGAUGCAUCCGUCUAGACUCCAUUGUUGUGUCAAGUGGUAUUAUUUUAGGAAACUUGUCAUUUGUUGCAUGCUAUAGCACAAUUCACCACAAAAUACGGGUACAGUAGAUGCAUGGAUGAACAAUUUGUGUAGAAGAAAAGAACGGGACUAUUUUCUGGUGAGAAAUCCAGACAUGAGUAAUUCUCCCUUGCCAACAGACGUAUUUGUGUAACGCAACAACUUAUUGCACUGCAAAUGUUAAACACAAUUUUGAUCCUCAUCGAUUGUCUAAAAGAGCAACAACUUGAACUCUACCAAGAUGGAUAUUGCCAGUACAAGCUCCGCAUCAAAUGACUGUCUUGAGGUUGUCCAAGUCAAGAAAGAGUUUAUAGACACAGAAGCAAAGGUUGUUUCACUACCAGAGGAUAUUGAUGAUUCAACUGAUAUCUCGUGCCCUCUUUGUCAAGAUUACUUCCAUGAGCCGAAGAUACUGGACUGUCUUCACACUGUUUGCAGACCGUGUCUGGAAAAGAGCGUGUCAAAAAAAGAGGAUGGUUUCAAAACAGUCCUCUGUCCCGUUUGUGAUGUCGAAACGAGAGCUCUGAAUGGCUUGACGGGGCUGAUGAACAACAACACCUUAAGAGGCCUGGUGGAGGAGGCAGUCCUCAAGGAUAAGAUCUCUGGCGCCGUGUCUAAGGUCAGAUGUCAAGCAUGCGUAGAGGAUAACACCGCCGUCUCAAGAUGCAUGGACUGUGAUAACUUUCUGUGUCUUGAGUGUCAGAAUGCUCACCAGCGUUUGACAGCCCUGAAGAACCAUAAUAUUGUACCCAUGGCAGACCUGAAGUCCGGCAAGAUCACCUUCAAGAGCAAGCUGAGAGAUCAAAAUCCCAAGUGUAGCAAGCACAGCGAUCAGAACUGCUGCUUCUUCUGUAUCACCUGUGAGAUGCUGAUAUGCACGACGUGCACUGUGCUUGACCACCGCAGCCCGGACCACAGCUACACUGACAUUGAGGAGGCUAUAGACUGUUGCAGAUCAGAAGUUGGGAGUUUAAUGACCCAAGCAGAAAGAUCCAGAGAGUCUUUUCAAGAUGCCGAGACUCUGACCAAACACGCAGAGAGCAGGCUGAAGCAGCUGAACAGUAACGCCCAGAGGAAAAUCUCAGCCAAAGCUGAUCAGGAAGUCGCCAAAAUCAGAAACAAGGAAAGACGACUGAGAGGGACGCUUCAGUUGGCUUACAACAAAAGAGUCGUAGCAUUGGGAAAGGUAAGAAUCAACAACAGCAAAAAGGUCAAGAUGGCAAAACAAAACCUUAAAAAGAUUGGCAAAAUCAUGUCACGAGCAAGUCACUCUGAGAUUUUGAGCCUAAAAUCCAAAAUUAAGCAUCAUUUGAAAGAAUUGAACAGCACAACACGUGACUCUGUGCCAUAUGGCUUAUCAUAUGUCAACUUCAAAGAAAGCAAGUCUAACAAAAACCUGGGAAAGUUUCUGAUGACUGAGAAAUGGGACUUGAAAUCAAAUGUUGGUGAAGAGAUGGAAAACACCAACCAUUUUGAUGAUUUGCUCCAUGUCGCAGCUUUUCCAAGUGGAAACCUCCUGAUCUUUGACAGAGGUCGUAACCAAUUAAUGGUUUACAGUCCUGCCGGUGUGCAAAUGAAGAUUCUACCAGAUGAAGUAGGCCCCCUAAGCUACUCCACUGCGAUCGCUGUUGCUUCAGAAGACAGAAUUGUUGUCACUUCUAACAGCGCAGAGAAGAGAAGGGUCAAAAUAAUCGGUCCAGAAAACAACGUCCUCUUUGAUGUAGCACCAUGGGCGGAUUCCGAAGAACUUGCCUGCCUCACUGUGGUUGAAGGGAUUCCAGGGAAAGAGAUCGCAGUUCCCUUCAAGAUUGCAGUAGGCGACAGAGAAAAAGGUCGAAUUGGCCUUCUAGAUGAUGCUGGGUCUCUGCUAAAGACCAUACCGGCCGACCACAUCGGCCAGUAUCUGACCUUCAACAGGGCUACUCAACACCUGAUCUACACCAACUAUGAAAUUGGGAGACUGGUCGCCGUUGACCUCGACAGCAACAUAGUCUUCUCUGUUGAAACGUCAGACAUGAGCGGAAACCAGGUCUUCCCAACGGGGGUCUGCUGUGACGAUCUGGGGGAGAUCUAUGUGGCAGCCCAGAAAAGUAAGUGUAGAAGCGGCAAGGAUGAGAUCUACCAUUACACCCCCGGGGGUAUUUUCGCCAAUACGGAGGUCAAGGAACUGUUUGACGUUUAUGGAAUCACCUUUAACAAUGACGAUUCUCUUGUGGUAGCUGAUUGCCGCUCUUUGAAAAUCUUCCAUCACAAAGAAAAUUGAGGGCCAUGACAUGCAAGGCAACAUCCCAUAUUUCAGACCGUGUGAGGGCGCUCUCAAAAUAUUGUUAUCACUUCCGGGGUAUAAUCAUUUAUACCCAAAAAUAACUAUGGAAAACUGGAGCACAUUACCACCACAGACAUCAUACAUCACAGACGAUAAGACUUUUAAAGGAGUUGUUAUAGAUAUAUCCCACUUCAAAAUCAACUUAAAAACUACAGCACACAGAAGUGACAGAAUGCUGAUGAUAAAACUGUGCAAACGAAUCAUGUCUACUUGGAAGUGUUGCAAAAAUUAUUGAGAGCAUUAGUUCAUUAAAGGGAUGCCGUUUCAGACAAAAACCGAGAAGGGAAUAUUCUAAUUUAUUACUUGAUAUUUGAAAUAAAAAGAAGUUGCAACCCUUUUCAGGUGAUCUCCUGGUCGCCGCUUCCCAGGUUGUGCUGUAAAUUUGGGUGUGAUCGGUGACUAUGAUUGUAUGUCUGCUGACUAAAACCCAGAGUAAAGAUAUUAGUACAAUAUAAGGAGAUCGUCAACAUAGGGCCAAAGCUCAGAAAGUGCAGAGCCGGCACAUUGAUUCGUUGAUCGUAUCAAUUUCUUUGUUCGACCCAAAGUUAAACUUUACCCUACUGGUCUUAAAACUCGAUAUUAUUUAAAUUGUUAUCGUUUUGUAUUACUGAAGAGUUCCAUUUGCAUUCAGUGCAUCUGUUUACAAACAAAUGAAGCGGGGGAGGGGAGGUGGGGGGAUUGCCCAGUGUAAUAAGGUAUAAUGGCAUAUUAGCAACUAGUUUCAAAGACCAGUAUCCACACUUAAUGCGACCCAGUAUGUUAGUGGAAGCCAUGUUGCAUUCUUGUGCAUUAUGAUGGUUUUUCCCUCUAAAAGACACAGAUUUACUCGGAUAUUAUAUAAAACCAUUAAUAAAUUAUUUACAUUCAUGCAACGGAGAGAACACUUUCAAGGCUAUGUCUUGUUUAAAUCUUGCACUCAUAACAUUUAUUAUUCAUAUACAUUCUCAUGUAAUUUUGUAUAAUUUUAAGGAUUUUUCUGCUAAUGACUUUAUCUUGAUUAGUUGUAUGGCUAUUUUACUCUGUAAUUGUUUGUUGAUAACUGAUUGGGCUACCCUGGUUAACCAAAUGUAUAUCACUUUGAGGCAGUUUUGCAAAAGAAACUAUUAACAUUAGCUGCAAACACAACACGGAAUAAAUGUGACCAAAGGUGGAAAAACUGCACAACCCAAGACAAAUAUAAUAUGUCAUCGUCACAAAUGUGUAAAAUUAUAAUUGACAAAUAUAUUGCCGCUUUUAUGUUAUAAUUAUAUAAUGCAGAUUUUUCAUCGUUACAUAUGUACAUGUAGAUUUAUUUGACAAAUAUUAUGACGCUUUUAGGUUAUAAUUAUUCAAAAAAUGCCUGUGAAUUCGCAAGUGCCCUACUUUGUGGAAGCUUUACUUGUAUUUUAUGCCGCUUCCCUUCCAAUUUUAAAAAUUUGAAAAUGUACACUUUCUCAAAAAAAUACAGCAACAAUUUCUAUGUAUAUAUUAGUUUGCAGCUUUUUGUUAGGCAAACAUGUACGACGGAAACAAAAUUACAAACUGUUUUCUUAAUAAUUCAAUGGAUAUGGAAAGGUUUACGGUAACACCAUGUACAUAAAUGAGGUGGUGGGGGAGGGGGUUGGGUUCUGAAAAGAACCUCAGGUUUCAGCUUGACGUUUCAAUGGAUGUUUAAAGUAUUGACUUGCUUGCUUUUACUUUCAAAUGAAAUGAAACUUUGUUCACUAUGCCUUUCAUGUUUUCUUGACUAAAGUAUGAAAUAAUUUUAGGUUGAGCAAAGACCAUUUGACUAGAACAGGACUUGAACCUGCGACCUCCAGUUAAACUAUAGUCAGUUUAAACUUGAUCAACCUAAUGUUAGUUAAAAAUUACCCAGUCAAUUUCCCUUGUGGUUUAUUACUUGAUAUUUAAGAUAAUAAAGAAGCGAAUGUUGACCCCUAUUUUCAUCACAUUUUGGUAAUAAAUUUUAACAUUGAACGGAAAUAUUAACUGGAGAUCUGCAUUAACACAAUAAAACAAUGCCCACAGAUUUACAGUAAACAUA